AUGAAGGCCACCACCCUCCUCGCCCUCCUCGGCCUCUUCGGAGCAAGCGCCACAGCAGUCCCAGCAGUCAACUUCCCCCGACAAAACGGCAACAAUCACCCGGUAUCCUGGGAAUUCUUCCUCUUCCAAAACACAAACUGCACAGGACCUCAGGAUACAUUUUCCGGAAACGGGACCACGGCUUGUCGGAACGAUAUCCGGCAUGGUAGCGCGUUGGGGUUCAUUAAGGAUGAUAUUAGCCCGGGGUGUGUGAUUGAAUUGUUUAGGGGGAAGAAUUGUACGCAGAGUGUGAGGAAUGUUACUUCGAGGACGGAGAGUUCGUGUCAGGUUUUGCCGGGGUCUGUGUCGAGUUUUGAUACAACGGUUCACAGGCAUCCGAAGGCAGCAUCGAUCAACCAUUCGAUCUUACUGCAGACACAAAGUCGGGAGUUAAGCCUCGUGGAGAGUCUCAGAUACCUAAUGCAGAAUCUGGAAUGGCGAAGACAGUUUCAUGAUGGUUCGCAGUUUACUGGGAACAUCGAGAGCGCCCAAUUCAUGCUCAACCAUCAGGUCGAGCUGAAUGUGAUGCGCGAACCGCAAACAGAAAUAAAUGGCACCGUGACUAUCCUGGCAGAAAAACUCGCUGUAUUGCGGUAA
Molecule: messenger RNA, 636 nt
Organism: Aspergillus glaucus CBS 516.65
Lineage: Eukaryota; Fungi; Ascomycota; Eurotiomycetes; Eurotiales; Aspergillaceae
Exons: 2
Coding region: 1-636 (211 amino acids)
Source: RefSeq, a predicted model, not a curated record